Molecule: messenger RNA, 1643 nt
Organism: Ectocarpus siliculosus
Lineage: Eukaryota; Phaeophyceae; Ectocarpales; Ectocarpaceae
Source: the annotation of a GenBank genome assembly
UAGCGCAAUCUGAUUGCACGGGCGACCAACACUGGAUGCACUAACCCCGACAAGCACCAUUAGAGGGAAAUCUGCUGUGGGAUACCUCGCACCAACGAGCGUUUCUCGCUGGCGACGCGAAUCCGAGAAAAUCUAGAAGUUUCUCGAUUUGGUGGGCGCGAAACCAGGGGGGGGGGAGCUCUGGCUGUGGGCGGUGCAGGCGAUAGGCGUUAGCUGGAGAUUGGCGGCGAGGCGGAAGAGGCAAGGGAGGAAAGAUGCGGCUCACCGCUGACAUAAUCAUGCACGCUCGUGCGAGCAUCAACCCUUGCGACGAGCGAGAGCUGGACCUUCGCGGGUACAAGAUCCCGAUGAUAGAGAACUUGGGGGUGACCCAAGAUCAGUUCGACGCGAUGGACUUCUCGGACAACGAGAUCAAGAAGCUAGACAACUUCCCCCGGUACAAGCGCCUGUCGUCCCUCCUCCUCUGCAACAACCACGUCUCCAAGAUUUCGGAAGACCUCGGCACUGCUUUGCCGAACCUCUCCUGCCUGAUACUCACCAACAACAAGCUCUCCACGCUAGCGGAACUCAAGGGCCUUGGCACCUGCACGAAGCUGACGAUGCUCUCCUUGCUGCACAACGAGGUGGUAAACAAGCAGUACUACCGACUGUACAUGAUCAACCUCAUACCCAGCCUCAAGCAGCUGGAUUUCCAGAAGGUCACGGUGAAGGAGCGAGAGUCGGCGGUCCGAUUGGCCAGGUCACAGGCAGGGCAGGCGAUGAUACAGGACGUGGCGCAGCAGGCGGAGAAGGCUAAGACCUUCACGCCGGGCGCCCCCGCGGCGGAAGAGCAGAAGCUGACAGACGAGCACCGAGCCAUCUAUGCCGAUCGCAUCGCGAAGGCCACCACGGUAGAGGAGAUUGAAAUGCUCUCCAAGAAGAUCCAAGCUGGCAUCAUCCCGUCAGCGAACUACAAGCAGGGCGGCGGAGCGCCGGCGGCGAACGGGGCUGCUGCGCCAGCCGCCGCGGCGGCGGCUCCGGGGAAGCCUCCAGCCGCCACAACAACCGAGGUCGAAAUGGCUUCGCCACAAACGGCGUCUCCUCAGGAGCCGUCGGGCACGGCAGUAGCGGCAGCAGGGAAGGCUGCUGCCCCCGCCGCCGCCCCCAUGGACACGGGAACAGCGGCGACGGCGCCAGAAGCACCAGCAGCACCAGCACAAGCUGCGCCGACGGAAGCAUCAAGCAUGGACGUCGACGGUGCAGAGGAGGGGAAAACGGCGGAGGCGCCGGUUCCGGGUGCCGACGCUGGGAACGGCGAAGCCGAAGAAGAACCGCCAGCAACAUCAGAAGCGGGGCGGGGGGGUGAGGGGAAGGAGGAGGCAAGUAGCGCCAAGGGGGGAGCAGACGGCGGCGGUGGUGGUGAUGCUAUGGUUGAUGAUGAGGGGGGAGAAGAAGCGGCCGCAGAAACAGCGGAGGAGACGGCCACGGAGGCACCGGCGGAAACCGGCGAGGGGGAGGGGGACAUGGAGCAGGAGGAGGGAGGAGGGCCCAAGCUUUCCGAAGCUGAAAUCAAGUCGUAUAAGGGAGGGAAAUUAUGCGUACGUAGCAGGCGACUGGUGAUGCCGAUGCCCUCUGUGCAAGAGUCCACCCCGGACCAAAUAUGA